Molecule: messenger RNA, 2368 nt
Organism: Myotis lucifugus (little brown bat)
Lineage: Eukaryota; Metazoa; Chordata; Mammalia; Chiroptera; Vespertilionidae
Product: zinc finger protein 709-like
Exons: 4
Coding region: 232-1917 (561 amino acids)
Biological process (GO): regulation of transcription by RNA polymerase II
Cellular component (GO): nucleus
Molecular function (GO): RNA polymerase II transcription regulatory region sequence-specific DNA binding; DNA-binding transcription factor activity, RNA polymerase II-specific
Source: RefSeq, a predicted model, not a curated record
AGUCCUUGGUAACAAUUGUGGGCGUGGCGCUUUGCUACGCGGGUGGACUGCGCGCUUGGAGCGGACUGCUCGCCGGUAGCUUCCAGCCCGGGCCACGCCGUGCGUCCUCCCGCUCUGCCGAGGGCCUGAGGGGGUGGACGCGUCCUCUGUGGUGGUGGCCAGCGCUCGCCGCUCGCCGCGGGAGGGAGUCGGAAGGUGGAAGGCAGGCAGGGGGGCUCCGGGAGCCGAGAAAUGGACUCAGUGACCUUUGAGGAUGUGGCUGUGAACUUCACCCUGGAGGAGUGGUCUUUACUGGAUCCUUCACAGAAGAAACUCUACAGAGAUGUGAUGAGGGAAACCUUCAGGAACCUGGCCUCCAUAGGUGUGCAUUUAGAGAAAAAAUGGGAAGAUCAUAACAUUGAAUAUCAGUACAAAACCCAGGGGAGAAAACUACGAAGUGAUAUGGUAGAAAAACUCCAUGAAAGCAAAGGAGGUAGUCAGUGUGGAGAAACCAUCAGCCAAAUUCCAAAUCCUGAUCUGAACAAGAGAACUACUUCUGGAGGACAAUCACUUAAAUGUAGGGUGUGUGGAAAAGACUUUGUGCGCCAUUCAUCCCUGAAUAUACACAUCAGAUCUCACACUGGACAUAAACCUUAUGAGUAUCACAAAUAUGAAGAUAAGCCAUAUAAAUGUAAGGAAUGUGGGAAAGCCUUCAGUUACCACAAAUCUGUUCACAGACAUGAAAGGACUCACACUGGAGAGAAACCCUAUGAAUGUAAGGAAUGCGGGAAAGCCUUCAUGUGGCUCCCAACCUUUCAAACACACAUGAUAACACACACUGGAGAUGCUCCUUUUAAAUGUAAGGCAUGUGGGAAAGCCUUUAGUUCUUCCGCUUCAUUUCGAGCACAUGAAAGAAUGCACACUGGAGAGAAACCCUAUGAAUGUACACUGUGUGGUAAAUCCCUGAGAUCUCUUCUAGGUUUGCGAAUACAUGAACGAAAUCACACUGGAGAAAAACCCUAUGAAUGUAAGCAAUGUGGUAAAGCCCUCAGUUGCCCCAGUUCUUUUCGAAAACAUGAAAGGACUCACACUGCAGAGAAAAAAUAUGAAUGUGAACAUUGUGACAAUGCCUUCAGUUCUCCUCUAGGUUUACGAAUACAUGAAAGAAUUCACGCUGGCAAGAAGCCCUAUGAAUGUAAAGAAUGUGGUAAAGCUUUCCUUUCUCUCUCAAGCAUUCGAACACACAUGAUAACACACACAGGAGAAGAACCUUAUAAAUGUAAAGAAUGUGGGAAGGCAUUUGUUUGUCCCAGUUCUUUUCGAUCACAUGAAAGGACUCACACUGGAGCAAAACCAUAUGAAUGUAAACAGUGUGGUAAAACCUUCAGUUGGCCCAGUUCCUUCCGAAUACAUGAAAGAACACACACUGGAGAGAAACCCUAUGAAUGUACAGAAUGUGGAAAAACCUUCAUUUACCGCACAACCUUUCAAGGACACAUGAGAAAGCAUACGGGAGAGAAACCCUACAAAUGUAAAGAAUGUGGGAAAGCCUUCAUUUCUUCCUCAAGUGUUCGAACACACAUGAUAAUGCACACUGGAGAUGGGCCUUACAAAUGUAAGGUAUGUGGGAAAGCCUUCAAUUUUCCUAGUUCAUUUAGGGUACAUGAAAGAACUCACACUGGAGAGAAGCCCUAUGAAUGUAAAGAAUGUGGUAGAGCCUUCAGUUGUUACACAUCAUUUCGAACACAUGAAAAUACUCAUACUGGAGAAAAACCCUAUGAAUGUAAAGAAUGUGGAAGAGCCUUCAUUUACCGUACUACCUUUCGAGGACACGUGAGAAUGCACACUGGUGAGAAACCAUACCAAUGUAAAACGUGUGGGAAAGCCUUUAGUCGUCCCAGUUCCUUUAGAAGGCAUGAGAGAUCUCAUACUAAAUAGAAACUUCUUGGAUGUAGCAAUGUGGACAAGACAUCAGUUGGCCUUCAUCUUUACAUGUGAAAACUCCCACUGGAAUGAAACCCUGUAAAUAUUAGUAAUGUGAGAAAGCCUGAUGUAAAUUAAUCCAUACAUAAUGUUCCGGAACACUGUAAUAUGAAAGAAUUAUUAUAAAAGUUAUAAAUGUAUUGUCUUUAUCAGGGCCUCAUUUUUAAAGUGGACUUCUGAAGUGUGGAUAUUUACUGCUUCCAAAAAUGAACGUUGAGGCGGCAAUACUCUUCAAGCAAUACUACCUAGGUAUUUCCUCCUUAAAUCAGUUAACAUUUUUCUCUUACCAUUUUGAAGACUAUUUGAUCUAUGGGUAAAUUGAAGUGUAUUUUUAAUAUGCAGGUAAGCUUAAUUUUUAUGUUUCCAUUGUUUUGUAAAUGAGCAAUUAAUAAAUGAUAUUUUGGUA